Pochonia chlamydosporia 170 is the source of this 567-nucleotide messenger RNA. RefSeq names its product leucine-rich repeats of kinetochore protein cenp-F/LEK1 domain-containing protein. The transcript has a single exon. The coding region runs from base 1 to 567 and encodes 188 amino acids. The record is from RefSeq and is a predicted model, not a curated record. Lineage: Eukaryota; Fungi; Ascomycota; Sordariomycetes; Hypocreales; Clavicipitaceae.
AUGUCUAACCGCAUCUCCAAGCAGCCCCGCACUUCUACACAACGCCGCAAGGACGUCAUAAGUCGUAUUGAAGCGAUAGGAAUCCAGCUACUCGACAUGGGUCGAUGCACUCCUUGCCAACAAAGCGGUUCGCUUUGUUUCGUUCUGAAGGGCUACUCGAAAUGCUCUUCUUGUACCAAGAAAGGUAUUCGCAGUUGCGAUGGGAAUUUUUCGACGGAGGAGUUUGAUGCCAUCGAAUCUCAGAAGGAGCGCUUGCGUCAAGAAGCUCAGUUGAAGCGUCAGGAAGUUGGUCGGCUGGCUUCUGCGGCAGCCGCCGCUUAUGCUGCCCUCGCGAAGGCCCAGCAGGAGGAGGUCGACCUUUCCUCCAAAAUUGAUCGAUACACCGAGACACAGUCCCGAAUGCUUCGUCAGGAGUUGAGGGCUUUGGACGAUUUGGAUGAGGCGGAGGGUCAGCAAGUUGCGGUUAAUGAUUUCCCGUGGGAGGAUUUUGGUGAUCCGAGUUGGGAGGCUGUUUUGAGGGGGGACCCUUCUGUGCCCGUUGGUGGUACUGGUCCAGCAUCCACUUAG